AAAGGAGGAAGAUGAAACGAGCAGAGAGAACCGACUGAGGACUUUUUAAAGCUACCCAUCGAUGUGGUUCUGAUCCCAAAUCCUCUGACCGCUCGCCCUGUUAUGCUUUUCUAGGAAUAUUGUCCUUAUACAUCAGCAGGUUGUUUUUAUAUUGUUGCUUUCACUGUAUUUUCGUAUGUUUAUUUGGAUCGUUUGAUGUGAUGUCGGCCCCGCCGCUCCGUCACGUGAAGCCAUGUCCGAUAAAAAUGUGUCUGCUGCUGAUGGUUCGCUUUGUCUGUAAAGGUGUUGGUGUCUGAAUGAUGUAUGAGCGAUGUCUGAUGUUGAGACCACGUACGCAGACUUCAUCGCUUCUGGCAGGACGGGACGCAGGAACGCCCUACACGACAUCCUGCAGAGUCCCACUGACCCCGAGGGGCGGGAGCUCACCCUUACCCUGUCUCUGUCCCAGCUCCACAUUAACGCAGGAGGAGGAGAUGAAGAAGACAUGGAGGACAAUCACAGCUCCUCUGCUUCGGCCCAGCGGGAGGCGACUCAGAGGAACAGCUAAACUGCUACAUUCUCCUUCUGGCGGACAGAUCAAUGCAGCCUCUGUAGCAGUGAAUCUGUUGCCUCAUAAAGACCUGGUGGCUGGAGGUUAGGGGCAUCACUGCUUAUAGGCCUUCAGCCAGAGCCCUCACUCCUGCUGAGAUGUUGAGAUGUGAUCACUCAGUGCUGCAAAAUGGAACGACUGAGGCUUUCCAAUGCCAGGAGUGCACAAGAUAAUGACUCGGUAGUUCUUUUCAAACUGAUUUUUUUCUUUUGGGUCUUUGAGGUCCGACACACACCGAAGGACAAAUAGAAAACCAAGGAAAUAGGCCAGGUUCCAAUGUGUGGUUUGCAGUAGGUACAAUGGUUAACAGUGAGAGUGGCUUCAAUAGAAGCAGUGCUUCUUCUAUUGCCAGUUAAUGGGUUUUGAACUGACCUAAAGCAGAUAAUUAUGGACUCAGCUGCACUCAAACUGUGUGUAAAUCUAUUUACACUGAUAUGUUUCUGUUUCAUACGACAGGAAGCAAGUGUUCCUCAACAAAUAGUAUGCAGGUAAUGUGACGUGUCCUUUAAAAUGUUCAUCCUUCUUUUUGCACCUUUCUAAUAAUAACAAUGUCAUCACAGCCUUACUUGAGAAGUUUGUCACGGUGCAUUUGCUCAGUUUUUAGUAAAGAGUUUGAGAAGAAGAAGAGAAGUCUCUCUUUAGGGACUCUGCUUAGUAAACGGAAAAAGAAAAAAACCAAGCUCAAGUCUUCAAAAGCAUAAAAAAGGAUCCCCGGCCAAAAUAUAUUUCUGCAGCUCUUGGAACACUUUGGAAGUUAUGAAAAUGGUGAAAGACCAAGAACGUCCAAUUUGGAUCUUUAUACCUGGCUAGCAAGUGAAAAACAUCCCUGUUUAUUGUCUGUCUUGUUCAUUGGUGCAUCUCCUAAAACAACGAAGCAUUUUGUGGUACAUAUAACCUAAAAUGAUCUAAAAGCUUUACAGGAGCAAGCUUCAAAACAAACAAACAUGCGUCUUAUUGAACACAGCAGAGCUGUCAUCCUGGCUUUAAACUCACACUCAGGGAACUCAUUUUAUAUACAAAAUAGCAUAAAAGUGCAAAUCUGUGACCUUUUAGGUGCUAAUGGAAAGAUGUUUAUGCAACCAGAUCUGUGGGUUUGGCUUUAUGUUAAAAAUAAUUGCUGAUAUUGUUAAACUGAGGUCAGAUAUCAUGAAUCAUGUUGACUCACAAAGCUACAAGCAACAUAGUACAGACAGAAAAGCUACUGUAGGGUCUGGAUCACAACUUCUUUAAUCAUCCUUUAGUCAGAGAGUCUGAAAGGUCUGUUUUGUUGUACGCUGGUCUAAAUGUGGACCGUGAAACAUCAUGCUAUUUUGACGAUAACAAGAAACAGACUUUUCAAACUAUAAAGACAUUAGUGAUGUAAGAUAUUAGAUUAGGGUGUGCUCAUCUCUUCCUUGACAAAAAAAACAAAAAACAUUUGACUUCCAUUUUUCUUUCUCAAGGAGUCACCCCCUGCUGGUAGGAAUGAAAAUUGCACUUCGAUAACCUAUACUGCCAAAUUAGAUUUAAAAUAUGUAACCUAGACUCAAUAAAAUAGAAUUAGAAGUGUCCCUUCUUCCCCCUCUGAGUCCUUUAUACCUGCCAUAGUAUUUGUUUAGGUUUCACUGCAGAUUGGCUAAAUAAAAGCAGCUUUAGCAGGCCACAUUCUCAUCAAACUGCAUGUGAACAUGCAGCACUGUAAUAAAAGUUAGUAACACUUCCUUAUUUCUAAAAUAUAAUAAAACCUACUGUGAUUUCUUUGACCUUUGAGAUGAUAUGUGCUUUAUUCUCUGUGAGGAAUCAAAUUUAUGACUGUCUCGUUCUUUUUUUUGGUGCGUCUUGAUUGGCGGUUCGGGGUUAUCUAAGUGUUAUUAUUUUACUGCAGACUGCUUGUUUAUGUCAACCUUUUUCCUGGUUCAAAGAGUAACACACAUGAGUUUUAUUGUUUGAGAGGAGAAGUACAGAUUAAUGACUGCUUUGACUUACACAGGCCAUAUAUCAAAGCUGUUUGCAGUUGCAGAGGUGUCCGUCUUUUCUUCUUCCUCUCAGCACUGCGGAUCAGUAAGUGCAUCUGACAAACUACUUCUAAAUGUAAAUAUGCAACUAUCAGCAGAGCUUCCAGGAACACUGUUUGUGUGAACGUUUGGCUAACUUACAGUCCUGCUCACUUGUAUAGAACUGAUUCAUGCGGAUUAUUAACACAGACCAAUCUGCAUGUCUUCUCUCACUACAGUCACAUAUGGUCCUGUUUUUUUUUUAUUUAUUGUAUUCAGGUGUUAUACCCUUAGAGCAAAAAAAGGAUGAAAACUAGGGUUGUCUGUUUUUUCAAUGACAGUAGCUCUUCUUUUUGUGAGGUUUGUUUCAAUUCAGCUCUUCAUAAUUCAAUGUUUUGCAUGGUUUCUUCAUUUGUGAUCAUUUUUUGUUCAAGUUUUGUCCAACACAAUAACAAAGGAUCAAUAAAAGAAAUGAAAAA
This is a messenger RNA of Cyprinodon tularosa, 3041 nucleotides long. Its product is annotated as cAMP-dependent protein kinase inhibitor alpha-like. NCBI's taxonomy places the organism in Eukaryota, Metazoa, Chordata, Actinopteri, Cyprinodontiformes, Cyprinodontidae. Gene Ontology annotation, biological process: negative regulation of cAMP-dependent protein kinase activity. The transcript has 3 exons. Gene Ontology annotation, cellular component: cytoplasm; nucleus. The record is from RefSeq and is a predicted model, not a curated record. Gene Ontology annotation, molecular function: cAMP-dependent protein kinase inhibitor activity. Bases 311 to 547 code for a protein of 78 amino acids.